Messenger RNA from Geosmithia morbida, 954 nucleotides. RefSeq names its product small subunit ribosomal protein S9. Bases 1 to 954 code for a protein of 317 amino acids. Gene Ontology annotation, cellular component: ribosome; mitochondrial small ribosomal subunit. The transcript is spliced from 2 exons. Gene Ontology annotation, biological process: translation. NCBI's taxonomy places the organism in Eukaryota, Fungi, Ascomycota, Sordariomycetes, Hypocreales, Bionectriaceae. The record is from RefSeq and is a predicted model, not a curated record. Gene Ontology annotation, molecular function: RNA binding; structural constituent of ribosome.
AUGGCAUCUCUAGCGAACGGCCUCCAAUGCGCACGGCAAUUGACGAGCCGUACCUGGCAGCUAGCCGUCCGGCCCAAAGCACGACAGCUGAGCACGACCUCAUCACGGACAGCAUCCCUGACGACGACGACGUCGACUCCGGAACGUGACGGUGGGGCUUCCUCCGCCGCCGUCGCUGCCGCAGAUCCGGUCAAUGCCAUCAAGAUCCCCUUCCAGAACGUCAAGCACGCGCGCCAGGUGCCGACGCUGGGGUCGUACUUCUCGCGGGAGCCGCGCUUCAACGACCUCCACCUCCGCCUCUUCAACCUGCUGGCCAAGUACCACGACCUUCCGAUGGUCGAGUCGCGGGACGCGCCCCUGAAGCCCUGGCUCAAGCUCGAGGGGGUGAGGCACCAGACCGGCGAGCCCAUCAAGGCCGCCCACUUCUCCAAGGUCAUGAAGGUGGCCCGCCGCCUCAACCUGAUCGAGCCGAGCAUGCGGCCCGCCGAGGUGGACAGGGCCCUGCAGCAGCUCAGCCGCCCCGUCGAGGCCACCGUCAGCUUCCGGAAGCCCACCACCGUCGACAGGCACGGCCGUGCCGUCGGCGUGGGCAGCCGAAAGGAGUCGACGGCCAGGGCCUUCGUCGUCGAGGGCACCGGCGAGGUCCUCAUCAACGGCAAGACCCUGAGCGACGCCUUCGGCCGCGUCCACGAUCGCGAGUCGGCCAUCUGGGCCCUCACCGCCACCAACAGACUCGACAAGUAUAACGUCUGGGUCAUCGCUAGAGGUGGCGGGACCACCGGCCAGGCCGAGGCCAUCACCAUGGCUAUCGCCAACGGUCUCGUCGCUCAUGAGCCUUCACUCAAGACGGCGCUGAGAGCUGCCGGCUGCAUCACCCGAGAUGCCAGAAAGGUCGAGAGAAAGAAGCACGGCCACCUCAAGGCCCGCAAGAGCCCAGCCUGGGUCAAGCGAUGA